UCCAGCUCUUCCUUCCUGUUCCUGCGCAAUUUAUUAGCUGGUGCUUCAUGAUGGCUAAUUUUUUCAUCAUAAUGGUAAUUUAUGAUUUUGUGAUAAAUUGUCACGGCGCAUUAAAUAUAACAGAAGUGUACUUUUGCAUACCACAAGAGGGAGCCGGCAUUCCCCUGGUGGUUGUAGUCAGGUCCCGAAGCUCCUCAACGGCCUCACUGUCCAGAUAUUAAAAUCGUGAAGGUGACUGCCGGGUUGCUGCAGAAACGCGCUGGCAAAGCAGCGGCAUGGCCGUGACUCAGCACGUCUAUGUGUGUGUGUAUGUGUGUGUGUGGAGGGAGGCCAGCUUGUGGCUUGGACCUUACUUGACAUUCCGAUCAUGGAAAGUACGAACAGUACUUGUGUGAGCUAAUUAUAAAAAAACAUGUGGGUCAUAGCUGACGCUUGUCGUAUUCCACUUAAGAAUCAGGUUCAAAAAAAUGAGGACACCUCUGUGAUGCUUUUGGUGCUUUUCGACGGGUUUGUUUUUAUUCAACGUGGCCAAAAAAUGUCACGGCGGCACUGCUAAUCCUCUUAGUGAUGCAACGUGUCACGUGUUGAAUGUUACUGUUUCAUGCUAGCACGGAGGCUGUCAACGUAGCGAUCGGCUCCAGCGUGUGGAUGGUUAACAAGCGAGAGAGCAGCAACAAGGAAGUGGAAAAGGAGGAGGAGGAGGAGAGUCGUGUGAGUGAGCAAGAGGGAGGGAGGGUUGCUUUCUAUGUGAGAAAGUGACAGAGGAGGAGGAGAGAGCGAGAAUGGAAGCUGCAGCGGCAGCCGGGAGAUAAAAAAGCUUUUCCUCUGCUGACGAGCGAGCGAGCGAGGGAGGGAGGGAGAAAGCAGGCAGACGUCGUGAACCGGGCGAGGGGGAGGCCGAGAAGCUGUGACACCGUCGCUCGUCUCGAGGAGGAGACGCCCUGUCAACCGAGUUGCUGAACAUCAGACCUUAGCGUCAACUGAUGAUCUCAGGAGCAAGGGGGGGGAUCUGCUAGCGGAGCUAAAGCUCCCCUCCGUGGGGGCAAGGACCGAUCGAGGCUGGUGGUCCUUGCGCAAACUCUGGAUUUGUUGUGCCGUCCGUCGCACUGCGCCACCUGAUGGAGGCUCGAGCUGGCACGCUGACAAAAGCUUUACGGCCGGCUGGCAUCAAUGAAUGAAACUCCUCGACGUGGCUGACGUCAGUCUCGAGAUCGAAGAAGAAGUCGGCCACGCUCACUCGUUCCUCCUCAGCUGGCGUCGACCGGGAAACAACGUGCAAGCAGAAAGGAUUUCCACAUGAUGCCAUGCCUGCCGGGAAUUAGUCGGCGCUAUGUUUUGAAGUCUGCAAGACCAGCAGCUCACGCCGACGCCAACCGGCCAGCAAUCUGCGAGACGAUUGGCCGAGCCCGGCAGCAUCCCGUCUUUGCAUUGGUCGGCCACGCUCGGUGUGUUUCCCUCGCAACCAAUCGGGACGCCGCGCACGGCUCGGAAAGCGCAGCUUUCAUUCACUACACGGAACAUCCACCGCAUCUCCUUUUAACACCUCCUCCGGAUCGGAACCCCACCGGGGAUGACCUGUCACUCACUCAAAGCCACGCGGAUUUUCCUGCUUCUGGUGUGCCCCCGCGUCCUUGAACGCUCACAGAAGUCUUCCGGAUAUUAAAAAAAAAAAAAAAAAUAGGGCAGGUGCUAUGUGUGUGCUGAUUCUCUGACUGCGGCUUGAGAGUGCAGGCACUCUCACAAGAUGACCACGUAAGAUGCGGCAGGGUGGGGGUGAAGCGGCCACUGAAUCAUUUAUCGGCUGAGGAAGGUUCCAUCUCGGAGCGCGCAUCCAUAUUGUUUGUCAGCUCCUAUAUGCUUUCCCAUUCGGGACUCAAGACGAGAAGAUGGGGAACUCCAUGGGUUGCGUCAGGCCUCCGCCAGACUCUGAACUUGUCGGAGAGCCUCCGCUGUCAUCCAAGAAGCGAUUACGUUUCAGGCGGAGGCGCAAGGGACGCAAAAACAGGAAAGUCGAUGUCCAAGAUGCCGUCGAGACGAAGCCUUCUUUUCAAGGAACUUCGGACUCUCCUCUAACGUCGGAACAUUCCAGGAUGCUUUCGCCCGUAUCUGCGUAUUCUCCCACCGUCAACCUUCCCCAAGCUCAGCGUAGUCCAAAACUCAGUCCGGGCUGGAGAGGAAUUUUCUGCCUCCCCGGCGAGGAAGACGCCGCCAGUGCCAUCGUGGACGUCUCCAGCAUCCCCGGCCAAACCGCCGCCACCGCGGUGAGUCCGGCCGGUAGCGCCACCCCGGGAGGGGGGAGGCUCUGCCGCGUUCGAGAGAAAGUCCACGGCGUCCUGGAGAAACCUUCUGUGCUUGAAGAAGAGAAAGCAAACAAGAGGACGCUGCCUGAAAGGAUUCAACGACGGCAAGUCGAGACGAUGCCUUCUUCGGGAGAGCACAACGGCGUGGUCCACAUCCGAGAGGUGGAUGGGAAGCUCUGCGUGGUGCAGACGGUGUACCCCAGCGAUUACGGCUCUCCGGCAUGGAGGGCCCAAAGUGACCGUGAAGUGGAGGUCCACAAAGAGGCUCCUGCUCCUUUCCCGGUUGCAGGACCUAUUCUCAAAGUCCACCUGUCGGAGGACGAAGGAGACACGCAAGAGGAGGCCUUCGACCAAAUAUGGAUGGCGGACAACAUGGCCGCCGCCGAAGGACUUAGCUUAGACACGCCGAGUCGAGCGCAGGAGAGAUACUCUCUCUUGGAGUCGGGCUACGCCAGCGACCUCCCGCUGACCUCGCCAGAAACGGCCGUCACCACUCCCAGCCGGGGGGACUGGCAGAUGUUGCUAAGCGCUAGCUCGGCGGAAAGACUGGACGCGGCGGCGGCGGAGACGGCGCUGCAGCAACGGGCUGCCGCUAGACAACUGCCGCAGGUCAGCCCAGAUCUCAAAAACUGGUUCUUGAAGGAACCAGCAGGAGUUCUCCUCCUAAUUCGGAUUUAUUUAAGCAUUUUUUUUUCAGGCAUGUGAGUGGGCGACUGUUGGUGCCUCCAACAUGUCGCUGUCAUUGGGCUUCUAAUGAUGCCUUGUUAUCAGGCACAGUGGCCUUGUGUUUCCUGCCUCUGUCCCAAGAGUCUAAUCAAGGCGGCACAGAGCAGCUUGCCUUUUUUUUACUUCCUUGCUCUUUAUUUGCGUUUGGAUUGAAAUGACUGUUAGGAGCCCAUAAAUAUUCAUUCGAAGCUUCUCUGCCGCCAUCAGGGCGAUGCAGAAAUGUGCUGCAUAGCUGCCAGGUUGAUGCUAGGUGCACUUUGCUGAGUCACUGCUGUGUCUGCACACAUUUCAAUUCAGUUCUCUUGAUCUGGUGUGGCCUUGGAAUGAUGAUGAGGGUGAAAUGAAAUUGCGUCGGCACGCUAAGCUCAACUCGUUGACUUUGAGAGUCAUGGCCGCCAUGAGCCGUUGGAAUAAUCCAUUUGAGUUGGCUAAAUAGUGAAGUCUGUUCCCAUGGCAACCACACACAGGAUAUUUUACUGAAGGUUCCAGGUUCUAACAAAAUGGUCGGGCUGAUUUUGGGAGG
Molecule: messenger RNA, 3549 nt
Organism: Syngnathus acus (greater pipefish)
Lineage: Eukaryota; Metazoa; Chordata; Actinopteri; Syngnathiformes; Syngnathidae
Exons: 1
Coding region: 1887-3005 (372 amino acids)
Source: RefSeq, a predicted model, not a curated record